AGGGUAAAGUUCAUAACAAAUGUGAGUACAGGGACAAAACAUAACAUUAACUGAUCAACCCUUAAAAGGUCGCUCGACAGUUGCGCUAGGGUUUUCUCUUUUCUCUCCUCUGUGUCACUGAGCUGAUACAAUAGACCGAGACUUCCACCAGACACAGAACAAUAAACAGGAGGGCGCUAAAGUAUUUAUGAAAGCUAUUGUUUGCUAAUACAUAAUCUUUUUUUUUUCAAACAAAACGACUGGUGAUGCCAAAUAUGGAAACUCAAAAUUCUAACGUUUCACGAGCUGAAGAAAUCAAAGUCUUGGCCAAUGAAGCAUUUAAAGCCCACAAAUAUGGACAGGCUAUUGAUCUGUACUCGCAAGCUAUCGAACUAAAUGGUGACAAUGCAGUUUACUGGGCUAAUCGUGCAUUCGCCCACUCUAAACUCGAGGAAUAUGGCAGUGCGAUACAGGAUGCUUCGAAAGCCACUGAAAUUGAUCCUAAAUACUCAAAGGGUUAUUACAGGCGAGGUGCUGCUUAUCUUGCCAUGGGCAAAUUCAAAGAUGCUCUGAAGGACUUCCAACAAGUGAAAAAAAUCUGCCCAAAUGAUCCUGAUGCUUCAAAGAAAUUAAAGGAAUGUGAGAAGGCAGUAAUGAAGCUUAAGUUUGAAGAAGCAAUUGCUGUUCCCGAGUCUCAGAGGCGCUCAGUAGCUGAUUCUAUUGAUUUUCAUUCGAUAGGGACUAGCCCCAGUUCAUCAUCCGUGCCCACCCAAGUGGCCAUGGCACCAGUAGCAGUAGCAGUUGUGGCAGCAGCUGUGAUGUUGGUGGGAACGGCAAAACCUGUUGUGGUGGUAGCAGUGCUAAUGGUGGUACUGGUGGUCCUAGGGGCAUAUUUGUGGGGUAGCUGCAGGGGUAGUGGUGUUUUUACCAAGAGAGGAAUAAUGGAUUUAGAUGUGGAGCCACAAUACUCUGGUGCAAGGAUAGAGGGAGAUAUUGUCACGUUGGAUUUUGUCAAGAAAAUGAUGGAUGACUUCAAGAAUCAAAAGUGCUUACACAAACGAUAUGCAUUCCAGAUGGUUUUACAAACAAGAGAAAUUCUGCAAGCUCUGCCUUCUUUGGUUGAUAUAAAUGUUCCCGAGGGCAAGCAUUUCACUGUUUGUGGUGAUGUACAUGGUCAGUUCUAUGAUCUGUUAAACAUUUUUGAGCUGAAUGGGUUUCCCUCGGAAGAGAAUCCAUAUCUGUUUAAUGGUGACUUUGUGGAUAGGGGAUCAUUUUCCUUGGAAGUCAUCCUCACAUUGUUUGCUUUCAAGUGCAUGUGUCCAUCAGCUAUAUAUCUUUCUAGAGGAAAUCAUGAAAGCAAGAGCAUGAACAAGAUAUAUGGUUUUGAGGGUGAGGUCAGAUCCAAGUUGAGCGAGACAUUUGUCGAACUCUUUGCAGAAGUCUUCUGUUGUUUACCUUUGGCUCAUGUAAUAAAUGGGAAGGUGUUUGUGGUACAUGGAGGUCUUUUUAGUGUUGAUGGGGUGAAACUGUCUGACAUUAAAGCCAUCGAUCGGUUUUGCGAACCUCCAGAGGAAGGAUUGAUGUGUGAAUUGCUAUGGAGUGAUCCACAGCCAUUCCCUGGAAGAGGUCCUAGCAAGCGUGGUGUAGGGCUUUCUUUUGGCAAAGAUGUGACACGGAGAUUUUUGCAGGACAAUAACCUAGAUUUAGUUGUGCGAUCUCAUGAAGUAAAGGAUGAAGGAUAUGAGAUCGAGCAUGAUGGUAAAUUGAUCACUGUAUUUUCUGCUCCAAAUUAUUGUGAUCAGAUGGGUAACAAGGGUGCUUUUAUUCGAUUUGAAGCCCCUGAUUUGAAGCCAAAUAUUGUUACAUUCUCAGCAGUGCCUCACCCUAAUGUCAAGCCUAUGGCAUAUGCAAACAACUUCCUGCGAAUGUUCUCAUAAUUUAUGUACCUGUCUGGGAUGGUCAUUCUUAUACUUUAUCUGCCGCAUGGUGUCUCUGCUGCCAAGGUGCUAGUUGUUUCAUAUGGCAGCUGGAGAGGAGCCCGUACAUGUUGACAAAUUCUGCUUUUAAGUUGUGAUAUUCUUUUAAAUGACACCUUUUCCUGCUCUUCAUUUGUAAGAAUUUUCAGCGUGUGGUCGGUCUCCUUUCAAUUUUUUUUUUCCAGGCCAGUUAUAGGUGAAACAAGUACUGGCAUGGAUGUUGGUGCCAUUGUAAAACGUAUGACCUCCUUCGUGCAUUGUUUUCAUUUUUCAAUCGUAAGGUGAGUUGUGUCCA
Messenger RNA from Populus trichocarpa (black cottonwood), 2250 nucleotides. RefSeq names its product serine/threonine-protein phosphatase 5. Gene Ontology annotation, cellular component: nucleus; cytosol. The coding region runs from base 246 to 1916 and encodes 556 amino acids. The record is from RefSeq and is a predicted model, not a curated record. The transcript is spliced from 14 exons. NCBI's taxonomy places the organism in Eukaryota, Viridiplantae, Streptophyta, Magnoliopsida, Malpighiales, Salicaceae. Gene Ontology annotation, molecular function: protein serine/threonine phosphatase activity; protein binding.